AUGGCUUCUCUUGUUGUGCUCAUUUUCAUGGCUGCCACCUUCAUCACUGCUUCUCCAUCACUCACCGAAGCUUCGAGGCAAUUCAAGGUUGGUGAUGACUUGGGUUGGCACCAACCUGACCCUCAUAACUCUGCCUUUUAUAUCCACUGGGCUGAAACAAACCGAUUCCAAAUCGGUGACUCUCUUGGUCAGUUCUUCUCUCUCUUCUUCACUUCUCACCUCUCUGCAGAAUUUGAGUACCAGAACGACUCAGUACUAACAGUGGAAAAAUGGGAUUAUUAUCACUGUGAUGCGAGCGACCCCAUCACUGCGUUUGACAAUGGCAAGAGUAUAAUCAAUCUGGACAGAGCUGGGCCUUUCUACUUCAUCAGUGGCGUUCAUGACCACUGCAUCAACGGCCAGAAGUUGAUCGUCGAUGUCAUGUCCCCACACCCCCUCCCUCCUGCAUCUCCACCGUCCAUUUCUCCCGCUGCUCCUCCACAGCCUCCAGUGGGCCCCUCGCCUUCUUCUUCUUCACCUUCAUCUUCUCCUUCAUCUUCCCCUAGUAGUUCUGCUUCUGAGCCUGAGGUUUCAUCUUCAUCAGUGGUUCUGGGAUCAGAUUUUAUGGCUAUUCUGCUCGGCCUUCUUGUGAUCAUCCUGCAAUAUUAA
Neltuma alba is the source of this 648-nucleotide messenger RNA. RefSeq names its product early nodulin-like protein 1. Bases 1 to 648 code for a protein of 215 amino acids. Lineage: Eukaryota; Viridiplantae; Streptophyta; Magnoliopsida; Fabales; Fabaceae. The transcript is spliced from 2 exons. Gene Ontology annotation, molecular function: electron transfer activity. Gene Ontology annotation, cellular component: plasma membrane. The record is from RefSeq and is a predicted model, not a curated record.